Messenger RNA from Annulohypoxylon truncatum, 3917 nucleotides. RefSeq lists its product as uncharacterized. Gene Ontology annotation, molecular function: protein binding. The record is from RefSeq and is a predicted model, not a curated record. The transcript has 2 exons. The coding region runs from base 178 to 3594 and encodes 1138 amino acids. Lineage: Eukaryota; Fungi; Ascomycota; Sordariomycetes; Xylariales; Hypoxylaceae.
GCCGUUCCAUAUCGAUAGGGUAUGAAUUGAGAGAUCGCGGAAGUCCUGCGGGGUUCUAAGGUGCGCGUUAUACACACCACUGACUUGUCUCUUUCCAAUUUGCUGCUCGCAGGCUUCUUGGAUGCAAGUUGGUCAAAGGAAGUUGGACGAUGCUUCUCACAGGGCUGGCCUAGAGCGAUGAAGUCUUCCUUCGGGAUGGUGUUGUUUGCUACCCGUAUAUUACAGACCCGGCGGAUGACGGCAGGCAUCCGGUGUUUAAUAUUCGUUACGGCCAUAUUUCAGCUCUCAGCCGUUGGCGCAGCUCAGACAUUACCCUACUUUCCUACGAGCAUAUUCAUUCCACAAUCCAAGCCUGAGCCGGCGCAAGAAAGCGCGACUGCUGACAUCGCUUACAUAUUCUCGCCCCAGGACGAUUGGGUCGAUCUACUAGCGCUUAACUUUUCUGGCAGCCUCCAAGCUUCAUCAUUAUCUUUUCGAACCUUGUCAUCGAAUGUACCUUUCUUGGAUACCAAUAAGACGGCAUUUACUCCAUCGCUUGCCAAUAAUGGAUCGCUUGUCGUCUACGCGGGUGAUUGCUCUGCACCAGCAGAUUCCGAAAUAUGGACAUUCUACCUUUCCUCCAACGAUGGAGCGGCGUCGUGGAGCAAGGCGAACACAACCUUGGCUGCCGAUGAAGAUUCAAUCCAAAUAGGCCCAAGCUUCUUGGGCGGUGGCUUUAGCUUUUCAAACAUCCUAGAGCCUCAGUUAUCGCCUGCCGUAACCUAUAUCUACGGAGGAAUGUGUCCUGGAACAUCCUCCAACGCUAGUUUAGCACAGUCCAAUGCGACUUACUCGAAUCAGAUGAUCAAGAUUGGACCUUCGGGAGUCAACACCGGGGAAUUUUCACUCAGUCCGGUUUCCAGCAAAGGCCCACCGGUGCCCGAGGCCGGGUUUACCUUCACUGGUCUAUCUCCAUCCAUAUCCAAUCACUCGGGAACAGUAACCCAACAAGUUAACUAUGUACUCCUCGGCGGCCAUACAGAAACGGCUUUUAUCAAUAUGAGCACUGUCGCCAUCUGGAGCUUACCAGAAGAAAGUUGGAGUUUCAUCUCUGACAUUGAUACGACGGGCUCAAGCAGCACCAAUACUGAACUCGCUAUCAAAAGUACCUCCAGUAGUAUAGACAGCCGAUCUGGCCAUACAUCAGUUCUAAGCGAGGAUGGAACCUGCUUAAUCAUUCUAGGCGGCUGGGUGGGUGACUUAACUCAAGCCGCUUCACCGCAGCUUGCUAUCCUCAACAUCGGCGCUAGCUACGGCGGCAAUGGGGAUUGGGAGUGGGUGGUUCCCGAUACGCAGCCAUCAGGGCCAGGUAUCUACGGCCACGGCGCAACGUUGCUCCCAGGGAAUGUGAUGAUGGUCUACGGAGGCUACACCAUCUCUUCAGCCGAGACUAAGGUCAGGAGACAAGCUUCCGCUAACAAUAAUAUGCCGAUGUUCCUGAACCUCACCUCGAUGAGCUGGUCCAACGACUACACAAACCCAGCAAAUGCUGCGGCAGGCCAGGACAACAACAGCUCAAGCACCACCGAUGGCGACCUAGGCCUACGUCUAGGACUAGGGCUUGGUCUGGGUCUCGGCAUUGCAGCCAUUAUCAUAGCGGUAGUAUUCUAUCUCCUUUACCGCCGGCGCCUGCGACACCGACGCACAAUCCGCGACUCUGCUCUUCGCGCCCUCGCACAGGACACCUCGCGCUUCCUACCUCAUGAUGACGAAAUGACCGAGCAAGAUCACGCGUGGUAUACGGGCGGUCCCGACCCGUACAUGCGCGGCAGCCGGUCACUCGGAUACCAGAGCCUGCAGGCAAACCGUAGCAGCCUAGACCAAGGCCAAGGGCUGCAUUCAUGGUUCGGGGGCGCGCCUGCACAGGGACAAGGGGUUCUGAGAAAACCAAUCCCGCGUCGCAAUACGUACGACCCUCCUUCUGCGGUUAUUCACCCUAUUGCCGAGGCGGACGAGGAUGACGGUGAUAUCACGAGCGAGCCAAUAAGCCCUUUGCGCGACGAGGGCAGGAGGGACUCGGACCCGUUUCUCACGCCAACACAGACUCAGGAGAAGAAUGAAAAAUACGAAAAAUACGACACGCCCAUCGCGCUACCGCAGCCAACCCGCGCGUCAAUGACGCCAAGCCCAGAGCGCACAACGGACCCCGAGGUCCAAGACUGGAUGUCUGAUGUAGAAGCUGUGGAUGCGCUGCUCAGUGGACGUCGAUCCUCCCAGCAAAGCCCAACAAGGUGGGCGUUGGAUCAUUUGACGGGUGAAGACGAACGCACUGAAAGCAACGUCUCGGAGUCCAACCGCAGUAAUUUAAAUUUGAACCUGAAUACGAACGUGACGGUCAGUCGCUCAGACUCUAUACGCUCUCAGUUACGCGCUGGAUUCGGGGCAGCAGCUGCUGCGCUCGCAGCUGCUGUCGACGAGGGGAGAGGCGGAAGUAGUUCUAGUUCUACGCCUAGUUAUAAUACGGCAAGAAGCAGCUUUCCGGCCCUGCAGGCAGAAGGACCGGGGCUGUUGAUGGGAGGAAAGAUAAGAGGUGGAGAAAGGGAUAGGGGGAGGGAGGAGGAGCCAGGUAGCCCGAGCAAGAGCAAGCCCCGGCGUAGCUUCUUCGGAAGUUUGCGCCGAGUUUUUAGUGGAGCGACACCGGACGCGAGUCCUAUCGAGCGUUACGGGAAGGAAACUCGCGAUGACACAGAGGGAGAGGCGAGUGAUUAUGAUGCUAGACUUGGCGGAUUGAGUGGAAUAGCGGCGGGUGGCGUCCUAAGGAGGAAGAGUGGCAGGGGGGCUUGGGAGGCUUUGGAGCAGAGUCAACCAGAAAGAGAUCGAGGCCUAGGUUAUGGUCAAGGACAGAGGGGAACGGGUAAAGGGAAUGGAAAUGGAAAACGAAAAGGGGCGGCGGACGAAGAAUACGUGCCAAGGAAUGGGGACGACGAUGACGAGUGGGAUAUCGAAAAGGCCGUCGAGAGACGGCUCGUGCAAGUCAUGUUCACGGUGCCUAAGGAGCCCUUGCGCGUUGUCAAUGCCGAGCCGGACAUUGAGAGCGGUGAAGAUAUCGUCCUAGUCGACCCAAGCCCGGAUGAGGGGAGAAGUGUAGAUGAGAAAGAGGAAGAAGUAACGACAGAAGCAGAAGCAAUGAGAAAAAACCUAGAAGGGGUAGAAGAGAGGGACAUAGGGACGCUGAUCCCGAGUCCAAGUCCUGUGAGUGAGGAUGAUAUUCUGCGUGAAGUACGCGAAGAGUUGGAGGCCGAAUGGAAGUUGGAUAAGGGCAAGGAAAAUGAAAGGAAUAGGGAAGAAGAUAGGGAUAGGGGUAGACAGCCUGAGACCCCAGUGCGCACCCCGCGAAAUCUACGGGAUGAGAGCGCUCGUUUGCUAGGCAUGGACCUAAGCACCGAGUCUAGAAAGAGAAAGCCAUCCCGCUCUCCGGUGGAAGAUCCGGAUGGUGACGUCUUCUCUGCCCAAGAAGUGAAGUUCGAACGGCCGCGGACGCGAGUCCUGGCUAUGGUCGAAAGCUUUGAGAGCCUGAGUCGUGAGAACAGUCCUUCGGGGUCGCCUACACGAUGAUUUUAGCUAGAAGGUUAAGGUAAAGAGGUUACGUAUCUGGUGUAGGAUGUGUAGGACAGGAAACCACGAGAUAGGGGUUGGGAACGGCGGCGUCAUCGAGGAAUGGCGGAUACCAAUCGUUUCAAAGGCGUCGGGGUUGGAUCUAUUCGAUUUGAAUUGCAUUGUGUCUUGGGAAGGGUGCACCCACAAGUUCUGGGUUGUAACAGGGAAAUUUUCACGUACCUACAUUACAACGAUGUGUUACCGAUGAAAUUCAUAGUUAAAGUCAAAGAGAACACCCGUCAGAUCUUGUAUUAAGUGUUCUACCAGUGAAAUGAGUCUAG